Molecule: messenger RNA, 669 nt
Organism: Nematocida minor
Lineage: Eukaryota; Fungi; Microsporidia
Product: TP53 regulating kinase
Exons: 1
Coding region: 1-669 (222 amino acids)
Biological process (GO): protein phosphorylation
Cellular component (GO): EKC/KEOPS complex; nucleus; cytosol
Molecular function (GO): ATP binding; protein serine/threonine kinase activity
Source: RefSeq, a predicted model, not a curated record
AUGGAGAGCAUUUCGAUCGGUGCUGAAGCAACAGUUUAUAAAAAAAACGGAUACAUUGUGAAAGUAAGACACCCUAAGGCGUAUAGAAUAGAUGCAAUAGACAAAAGCAUACGCAAAACAAGAACACGCUUUGAGUCCAAGCUUCUCAAAAAGAUAGAGCACUUGGGCAUAGCACCAAAAGUCCUCUCUGAUGAAGCAGCACAAAAUACGCUCAGCGAGCAUAAAAAAGACGGGGUUACUCUAGACUGUGCGAUUGUCAUAGAGUGUCUGCCCGGCGCUACGCUAAAAGAGUGUCUUAUGUCAGAGAACAAAGAAAAUACAUAUUUUGAUCUGUUGCUCAGAGUGUACGAGUGCAUAGGAUUACUGCACAGCAGCCAUGUAGUCCAUGGUGACUUAACUCCGAAUAACAUUCUUGUAGAUGGCCAGGACGUAAAGAUAAUAGACUUUGGCCUUGGGAAAAUAACAAACAAGGUAGAGGACAAAGCUGUGGAUCUGUAUGUCUUUGAAAGAACAAUGGCCUCACUUGUGAACAUAUCUGUAGAUGCACGGGUUGAUGAUCUCUUAUCUGUAUAUGUAAAAAAUAACACUGAAAACGGAAAAGAUGUGCUAAAUAAGCUGAAAGAGGUAAGAAGAAGAGGCCGAAAAAGAGAGCUCAAUGCAGUGGGGUGA